AUGCAAUUGAGCGAAGAUCCCGGACCAAGCUCGAAGCUGGUGAGGACUUUCAGUGACCAAUUGACCCGAGAAGCCCCCAAAGACUCGCUUGUCCGCGGACUCGCAACCAAAGUCGGCCAUGACAGAGAACAAGAGCAAAGAUUGAUCGCUCUCCGAGAUGAGUGGCAAUGGCUUUUCCGUGAUGCGCGCCAACUUGCGCAGAUAGCGGUGCCGGAUGAAGAAGUGCAGCUGCUAGACAAGAGCCGCGCACUUUUUCAGGCGUGGGAACGUUUCCAACAGCAGCUUCCUGCCGCCCAGCGCCGGGACCUACGAGAUCAACCCCCCAGUAUCAGACUGCUUUUUGAGACGGUGCAGAAUGCUUCAGCCACGUGGCAAGACAAACGCGCGGGGACUAGACGUGGUAGACUGAAGAGGAUCUUCGCGAGACUGUGUUCAAGCUGUGAAGACCAUAGUCAACUCAUGGCUGUUGUUCCAAACGACGACAAGUACAUCUGUCUGCUUACCGGUUCGUUGUCCGCAAUUGCACAAGCGACCAUAAAUCAUGAGAGACUUGCAGAGGGUGUUGCAGAUGGAAUCAAGCAGUUGUCUGACGAUCUGGUGUUCUGGAACAAACAACUCAGCGUCCACGGCGACAACCAUGCAAUGCAAGGCUACAUCAAGGACUUAUACGUGGUCAUCUUCGAGUUUCUGACCGAUGUCUUUGUCGAAUGGUCUUCCUCAGGAUGGCAACGGUUUGUCAACAGCUUCAACAAAAACUCAUUCGACCGGUUACUGAGCUCGAAGAGAGCCCAGAUGGACGCUAUUGCAGCGCGGCUGGAUCGCGAAGCCAAUCUCGAGACACAAAGGCGCAUUCGCACCAUGUGCGAUGACCAGCGCAAGUUGACCCAAUACAACAAAGACCACAUGGCUGAACUCAAGGCGCUUGCGUUGGAUCUUGGAAGCAAGAGUCAACGCUUCCUGGAAGGUUUAGAUCUAAGACCUAUCGCUCAUGUAGGUGUGCAGCAACUGUCUCAACCUGUCACGCACGUCCUAGCUAUCGAAGAUGUCCCAGACACUGGCUCUGAUGCUGAGGACUUACCGCCAACGGAUUCUCACACACAAGAAGAUCUGAAGAAAGCUAUUGCCACGUGCAAGAAUGUUGCCAAACUCCAGGACGAUGAGCUCGGCGGCAUUCUAUACGAUACCUCACGUGUCCUCGUCGAUGCUGGAGUUGCAAACCGCCUGCAAUCGUGGACGAAGAGCGAUGAAGCGGAUCGACUUUGGAUCCAGGGACCACGCGACACGACGAGGCCAUCUCAGAACACGUUGACCGCGAUCUCUCUUGUGGCUCUGGCCAAACGCCAUAAGAUUCCGCUCAUUUCAUACUUCUGCACUAUUGCGGACGACAGACAUGGCGCAGCCUUGCUUACAGACUCCCUGGCGGACAUGGUAUCGUCACUCAUCCUCCAAAUGGUGGCUCUACUGCCCUCGCAGUUCACGACAGGGUUGGACCUGAGUCCCGUUCGGCUCGGACUCGUUGACAAGGAAAGAGGUUCAAUCUCCGAAAAGCUGGACCUCCUACGCGACCUCCGCAGCCUGUUGCCCGAGCUCGUCUUCUGCAUCAUUGACGGUCUUCAGGUUUUGGAAGACCGCUCGGACCGGGCGCACACACGGCACUUACAGCAGGUCAUCUAUUGUCUCUGUACCUUCGAUGGUGACCACGAAGGUGGGAAGACAAUGACCAAGGUGUGCUUCACCACUGACGGCUAUGUCGACAUCUUGGGUGCUGCUGCUAGAGCAGAUGCGCUCGACAAGGUCUACUACGAGAUUGACGCCGCCGACGGAGCUGUCGAUGACAUAGAUUAUGCGAAAUGA
This is a messenger RNA of Cladophialophora carrionii CBS 160.54, 1854 nucleotides long. RefSeq lists its product as uncharacterized. The coding region runs from base 1 to 1854 and encodes 617 amino acids. The record is from RefSeq and is a predicted model, not a curated record. The transcript is spliced from 3 exons. Lineage: Eukaryota; Fungi; Ascomycota; Eurotiomycetes; Chaetothyriales; Herpotrichiellaceae.